AUGUCGCUUCUAGAAAGCCACCUUGAGCAGAUUACACUGUCUGCCAAUGCCAUUGCCGACUUGUCAUUCCCUCCGCCCAAGAUAUUCACCAACGCUUUGCUCAAUACUCCCGAUAUUACUGCCCUGAUCAGAGACACCGAAGUGCAUGAACGCGCGCUAUUCACGCUCGAUGCAUCCGCGAAACCCUCCCAAAGGCGCGCAACGCGCCGAGGAACGACAUUCCCAGCCGACACUCAGCGAGAGACGAUGAUCAGUCGCAUCAACGCGGCGAGGAGCAACCGACAUCAAUCCGCCGUCGCUCGUGUUUUGGGAAACGAUAUGAUGGAGGAAAUUAGACGCUCAGCGGGGUCCUCUACAAGGCUACAGCGAGGCGAGGUCAACGUUGAAGUGCUAUUGAAAGGUGCCGAAAUCUUGUGCAAUGUCUAUCCCGUCGCUGGUGCUGCUGAAAAGAUUGCAGACCUCCGUUAUCGCUACUCUCAAAUCAGCGAAUCUCUCGUCCGGUUGGAGGCUAGGGUGGCCGACAAUACUGCCGAACUAGAGCGUAUGAAUGAAGCAUACGACCGAGAUAAUGAGAUUGAGUACCAGGAACCGCAACAGCAUGACACACAGGUCACGGAUGACGAUAUUGAGCGAGAGCUUAAGGAAAUUCGACAGCUGGAGCGGAGGAAACAAGUGCUCGAAGAUCGUGUGACAGGAAUGUCACGAGAUCUAGGAGGUCUAAUGAGAUGA
Molecule: messenger RNA, 729 nt
Organism: Talaromyces marneffei
Lineage: Eukaryota; Fungi; Ascomycota; Eurotiomycetes; Eurotiales; Trichocomaceae
Exons: 3
Coding region: 1-729 (242 amino acids)
Biological process (GO): attachment of spindle microtubules to kinetochore
Cellular component (GO): DASH complex; spindle microtubule
Source: RefSeq, a predicted model, not a curated record